AUGAAUCAUCCGACAAAAAUGAUAAUAAUUACAUCGAAUAAAGAUCUUAUUGAUGAAUUAUCUACAAAAAAAAGCGCAGAUACUCAAAUUAUUAAUUGCAAUGGAAAUAAUUUAAUUGAUUUAAUAUCCAAAGACAAUAAUAGUUCAUUUGAUUUUAAUUUUCUUGCUCAACUUUCUGAACUUAAUUCAAAUAAUGAUCAAAUAUAUAAACAUGUUCUUGAUACUUCACAAGAUAAUCGAUCAAAAAUAGGCAAAACAUCAAAGAAAACAACUAAUCUUGUUUGUGUUAUAUGUAGUGAUCAUGCUAUUGGAUUUAAUUAUGAUGUUUUAACAUGUGCAUCAUGUAAAGCAUUCUUUCGUCGUAAUGCUCAUCAUCAUCCAGAUAAACUUCGUUGUUUAACAGGUGAAAAGAAAUGUUCAAUUGAUUAUAGUUCAUUUCGUAAAUGUCAACGAUGUCGAUUAGUCAAAUGUUUUAUGUUAGGAAUGAGAAGAGAUUUUAUUAUUACUGAUGAAGUAAAACGAAAACGUCGACAACGUAUUGAAGAAAAUCGACAACUUUCAUAUGAAUAUCAAUCGACAAAUGAAACUAUUAAUUCAAUAAAUGAUGAACAUCUUUCACAAACUAUUCAAGAAAUUGAUCAGCUUUUGAUGGAUACAGAUAAUGAUAAUAUAAUAUCACAUGAUACAAAUGAAGGUAAUAUUAUGGAAAGAAUAUCAUCAAAAAGUCUUUCAAUUGAAGAUCGAUCGGAGAUUGAAAGUAUUGAAUUAAAUUAUUCAUCUAUAUUUCAUAAAGAUAAUAUUACAUCUUUUCCAUUUAAUAUGUCUGAUCGUACAUCCGCUUUAAUAUCAUGGUCUGAAUUUACUAAUCGAAAUGUUUUAAAAUUAAUUGAAUUUUUUCAACAUAUUGAUGAAUUUGAAAAUUUAAAUCUUGAUGAUAAAUUUAUUUUAAUAAAAUAUAAUCUUCUUUCAUUACAUUUAAUUCAAAAAUGUCUUAAUUAUAAUGUAUUAACUGGAUCAUUUACUAAUAUGAAUGAUGAAGAUAGAUUAAAACGUCGUGAAUUUUUUAAUUUAUGUUAUGGAACAAGUGGAAUUAGAGAAUCUUUUAAAAGUUUAAUGAAUUCAUUUUCAAUAAUAACUGAACAAGAUUCAACAUUAAUUAAACUUAUUCUUAUUAUAUUAAUUUUUACAAAAGGUUUAUCUAUGAAUGAAAAUGAACCAUUUUUAAAAGAUACGCAAGCUGUUAAUCGAGCACAAUCUUAUUAUAUAAGAUUAACAUGGAAUUAUUUAAUUGAUAAACAAGGUGAACAAAAAACAAUUCAACAAUUUAUGAAAUUAUUAAGUGAAAUAACACGAAUUCAAUUAUUAAAUAUAAAUUAUCGACAAUUUUUUCGUUCACAACUUCAAUCAACAGAUGCUUUAGAAAGAUUUUCACCACUUAUGAAAUCUGUUUUAAAUAUUGUUUGA
Adineta steineri is the source of this 1464-nucleotide messenger RNA. The record is from the annotation of a GenBank genome assembly. Lineage: Eukaryota; Metazoa; Rotifera; Eurotatoria; Adinetida; Adinetidae.